AUGGCAUUUAGCUGGAUACUUCAACUAAUCAAACAUGGUCGUAGAAGGCAGUCGUCAUCUAUACAGUUUUUCAAAUUUGCUGAAAAUGUCCGAAAGAAUUAUGUGAAACAAGCAAUUCUUCAUGUAUAUAUAAAAUCUAGUGGAUGGAGUUCAGAAGAUGUUUAUUCACAAACAUCUGUCAAUCUUGAGAUUUUGAAAGUAAUUAAAAGUCCUAAACGGAAAGAAUCGAAUAAUGCAAGAUAUUCAGUGUUUAACAAUACGGUUGUUUUGCCAUCAGUAGAGGGAAAAUGGUAUAAAAUUAAUAUAACAAAUGUUGUUGAUGAAUGGUUCAGAUUUCCAAGAAAUAAUCUAGGGAUUGAAAUUAUCGGUUUGGAUCGCAAAGGAAAACACGCCGUUGUUCUUGAUCACGAUUUUGAGGAUGGAUCUAUGGUACCUUAUAUAGAAGUUUAUACCGAAGACGGGCGCCGAAGGCGAUUCAAACGAGAAAUAAGUAAUGACUGUACCGAGGACUCGAACACAACGUUGUGUUGUCGUUUUCCACUAAAGGUUGAUUUUGAAGAAUUUGGAUGGGACUGGGUUAUAGCUCCCAAAACCUAUGAAGCUCAUUACUGUAAUGGUGAUUGCCCUUAUAUUUAUUUGCAAAAGAAUCCGCAUACUCACAUAGUUCACUUAGCAAGGCCUACGGGGUCUCCAGGUCCUUGCUGCGCACCUCGACAGAUGAGCCCCAUAUCAAUGCUGUAUUUUGAUGCAGAUUUGAAUAUUGUUUAUGGUACAUUACCGGGAAUGGUAGUUGACAGAUGCGGUUGUUCCUAGUUGAAUUGUGCAAUCAAUUUUUGUGAUUUGACGCUUUUGGACUUUUUAGAUGUUUUAAAUAUUUAUAUUUA
Molecule: messenger RNA, 884 nt
Organism: Ctenocephalides felis (cat flea)
Lineage: Eukaryota; Metazoa; Arthropoda; Insecta; Siphonaptera; Pulicidae
Product: growth/differentiation factor 8-like
Exons: 3
Coding region: 1-813 (270 amino acids)
Biological process (GO): SMAD protein signal transduction
Cellular component (GO): extracellular region
Molecular function (GO): growth factor activity; cytokine activity
Source: RefSeq, a predicted model, not a curated record